Molecule: messenger RNA, 2303 nt
Organism: Lolium perenne
Lineage: Eukaryota; Viridiplantae; Streptophyta; Magnoliopsida; Poales; Poaceae
Product: cell division control protein 45 homolog
Biological process (GO): DNA replication initiation; mitotic DNA replication preinitiation complex assembly; double-strand break repair via break-induced replication
Cellular component (GO): DNA replication preinitiation complex
Molecular function (GO): chromatin binding; single-stranded DNA binding; DNA replication origin binding
Source: RefSeq, a predicted model, not a curated record
CAACCCCUCCCGCCCUCCCCCGCACCACAAAAAACCCAAAUCCAAAUCCAAAUCGAUCCCCGCUUCGCCAUUCCCCAAAUUUUCCAUUUCGAUUUGGAUGCUGCAAUGGUGCGCGAGCUCCACGCCGACUCCUUCUACGCGCGCCUCCGCGCCGCCGCCGUCGCCGCCGCAGCGGCUUCCUCCGCCUCCUCGUCCCCGCUCCUGAUCCUCCCGUCCGCGGCCGACGCCGACUCGCUCUGCGCGCUCAGGAUCCUCGCCCACGUCCUCUCCGCCGACUCCGUCCGCUUCUCCGUCUACCCCGUCGCCUCCACCGCCGCCGCCGCGGACCUCCUCGCCUCCUUCUCCCCCGAUGCCUCCUCCUCCCACCCGCCGCUCUGCGUCCUGCUCAUCAACUGGGGCGCGCGCUGCGACCUCCUCCGCGGCCUCCUGCCGCGCGGCUCCACCGCCUUCGUCGUCGACUCGCACCGCCCCGUGCACCUCCGCAACCUCGCCGCGGGGAACGACCGCGUCGUCGUGCUCUUCACCGCCGACGACGAGCGCGCCGCCGACCUGUCCUACGACUUCGACGUCUCCUCCCUCGCCGACGCCUCCGACCUCACCGCUGAGGGGGACGCGGACGGCGUCUCCGAUGAGUCCGACGAGUCCGACGCUUCGGACUACGACUCCGACGCCGAUGGCGGGCGGAGGAAGAGGCGGCGGCCGGCCGCGGAGACGAACACCAACGACCCGGUGAGGCUGUUCAGCAGGCUGCGCAGGGAGUACUACCGGCUCGGCACCUUCCACGGGAAGCCGUCGGGGUGCCUCAUGUACGACCUCGCCCACGCGCUGCGCAGGAACACCAACGACCUCCUCUGGCUCGCCUGCGUCUCCCUCGCCGACCAGUUCGUCCACGACCGCAUCACCAACGAGCGCUACCAGGCCGCCGUCAUGGAGCUCGAGCACCACGUCAACGGAUCCGGCAACCUCGACCCUUCCGGCCUCGGCUCCGUCGUCACGCUCAAGGACGGGACCAGGAUCCGGGCGCCAGAGACCUCCCGCAUCGCCUACGAGGACGAGCCAAGGCUCAUGCUGCUGCGGGAGUGGACCUUGUUCGACUCCAUGCUCUGCUCCUCUUACGUCGCCACCAGGCUCAAGACGUGGACUGACAACGGCCUCAAGAAGCUCAAGCUUCUUCUCGCCAGGAUGGGCUUCCCGCUCGCCGACUGCCAGAAGAGCUUCCAGUACAUGAGCAUGGAGGUCAAGCGCAAGAUGCGCCAUGAGUUUGAUCGCCUCCUGCCCGAGUAUGGCCUCACCGACUUCUACUACCGGAGCUUCCUGAGGGUUCAUGGGUACAAGUCCAAGGUCUCUGCUGCGGAUGUUGUGUACGGCCUCACAGCUUUGCUUGAAUCAAUGGAUGCUGAGUCCAAGGAGGAGUGCUCUGCUGCUGAGCAGUUCUGGGUUGCGUACUCUGCAUUGUCCGUGAACAAUGUGGAUCAGCUGCAAAAGGGGAUGCAAUCUGCAAUUGAGAUACAGAGGGCAAUACUGAGGCAAGGAAGCUCUGCAAUCACCAAGAGCGGCUUCAUACGGAGUGCCAAGAAGUUUCGGUGGGUGAAGCUUGAUGACCCAGUGGACACUGCCAAGUUGUGCCACCCACAGGCGCUAACCAAGUUCUGCUUCUUUCUAAUGGAUGCACUCAAGGAACGGGGUGCAAGGAUGAAGCCACUAGUCUGUGCUUGCUUAGCUGGGGACCCUGAGAAGGUGCUCGUAGUGGGGGUAUGCGGGAAGCCCAGGCUCGGAGCCAUUCAGGGGAAUGCGUUCGGCAAUGCAUUUAGGUCUGCGGCAGAGGAGAUUGGUGCAGACUAUUUCCAUGACAUGUUUGAGUCAUCAUGGAUUGUUCUUGAUGUUGUUGCUGUCAGUUCUUUCAUGAUUCGGCUAACAGAGAAGCUGUAAUGGCAUGCCCUCGUCUAACGCUAGCGAUCCUUUUCAGCCCAAGAGACUCAAGGCUCGAUUCUGAAUCUAAUAUAUAAAAGCUUGAAGUCUCAUGGUACAUGAUAUGCAUUUUCUUCCCCAUCGACCUGAUACUUUUCAUGAUUAUGUUUUUAAUGAGAGGAGAGAUUGUUCCACCGCUAAGCCACUUCAAUUAGCAAGUGAUAGGCCAAUAAUUUCAGAUGCAAAUGUUAUUUCAGAUGCAAACUCCCUGAAAAAAAGGUAUAUGCCCUUACUGGUAUUGUUAUUGUUGACCUCAUAGUGUAUGUCAUAUUUGUACUUGCAUAAGCCCCGUGCAUGUGCCGUAUUCGCUUUUUGUAUCACUAGAGUUACUGGAA